Messenger RNA from Microtus ochrogaster (prairie vole), 516 nucleotides. RefSeq names its product cytochrome c oxidase subunit 6A1, mitochondrial-like. The record is from RefSeq and is a predicted model, not a curated record. Lineage: Eukaryota; Metazoa; Chordata; Mammalia; Rodentia; Cricetidae.
AUGGUGUCCUCGGUGUUCGGGUCUCGGUUGUCGGGCCUGCUGAGCCGGGCCCUCCCACGGGUGGGGCGGCCCAUGUCGAGUGGCGCCCAUGGCGAGGAGGGUUCAGCUCGCAUGUGGAAGGCCCUCACCUACUUCGUGGCGCUGCCCGGGGUGGGAGUGAGCAUGCUCAACGUCUUCCUGAAGUCGCAGCAUGGAGAGCACGAGAGACCCGAGUUCGUCGCCUACCCAAUCCACAUCAGGACCAAGCCCUUCCCCUGGGGAGAUGGUAACCAUACCCUCUUCCACAACCCUCAUGUGAAUCCACUUCCGACUGGCUAUGAAGAUGAGUAAAGAGAACUUGGAUCUUCCCCCAGGCAGCAAGGGACCACAGCACUGGUUUGGACCAUUACUUUGUGGACCAUGAAAGCGCAUGGGGCGCUAAGCUCAUCUUUCCUUGUAUCCUACAGUGACCAUUACACUGAUCUUCCAUCCCUUUGCUUACAAGAGGAGAUGGCCUAAAUAAAUAACUUAAAGUUA